AUGUUGUUAUCCACUUCUUCCUCCGAGUCCCAAUCUUCCGGCCCUUCCAACUCAGCUCGCGUAUCACCGAUUUUUUCUGAUGCGGAUAUCCGUUUUUGCUUCAGCUUUUUCGAUUCCUUUCUCAAGGAAGUUUCAUUCAAGCUUCGCGUAAUUUCGGCAAUCCCACGUUUUACAGAGACUCCAGUUGGGGGUUCCUUUUCAGCACGUCCGAAGCCUUCGCCUUACCCAUCCAUUAACCAAGACCGAUCUCAAUAUGAAAAACGGCUUUACUCCUGGUUUUCCAUCCAAUGGGUACAAGCCUCCCCCAUGUACCCAUAUCAACUGUGUCACUGGCCACAGAAUAAACCGUGGUGGGAAGAGUCUGCAAUGGGGGCGGUUGAAUCCAUUUUCGAUCGAUCGAGCUGUAGGCCU
Molecule: messenger RNA, 411 nt
Organism: Cylindrotheca closterium
Lineage: Eukaryota; Bacillariophyta; Bacillariophyceae; Bacillariales; Bacillariaceae
Source: the annotation of a GenBank genome assembly